Messenger RNA from Passer domesticus (house sparrow), 2386 nucleotides. RefSeq names its product SH3 and cysteine rich domain 3 (gene STAC3). The transcript has 10 exons. Gene Ontology annotation, cellular component: extrinsic component of cytoplasmic side of plasma membrane. Gene Ontology annotation, molecular function: protein binding. The coding region runs from base 510 to 2366 and encodes 618 amino acids. The record is from RefSeq and is a predicted model, not a curated record. Lineage: Eukaryota; Metazoa; Chordata; Aves; Passeriformes; Passeridae. Gene Ontology annotation, biological process: positive regulation of voltage-gated calcium channel activity; skeletal muscle contraction; positive regulation of protein localization to plasma membrane.
UGGCUGGUUUUCCUGACUGGUUUUCCUCACUGGUUUUCCUGGCUGCUUUUCCUGAGUAAUUUUCCUGACUGCAUUUCCUGGCUGCUUUUCCUGAUGGUUUCCUGACUGCUUUUCCUGUCUGGUUUUCCUGAUGGUUUCCUGACUGUUUUUCCUGAUGAUUUUCCUGGCUGCUUUUCCUGACUCGUUUUCUGAUUAUUUUCCUGACUUCUUUUCCUGAUGGUUUUCCUGACUGCUUUUCCUGGCUGGGGUGGGUAUCACCAAAACCAGGGAGGUCUGGGUGGAAGCCCUGCAGGGAGGGCUGUCCAGGGUGGCACCGGGAUGGUUUGGGGGAUGCAGGAGCAGGUCCAGCCCAAAUACAGACGAUGCCCAUCAUUGUCCCCACCUGAGGGGCGGAGAGUGGCACCAUUUGUGGCUUCACGGUGAGGUGGCGAUGCCCGGGCUAAGGUGGGCACGUGCAAGUAGCUCAGGGGCUGGCUCAGAGUGCCUGGCACCACAUCCCUGAGUCAGGGAUGUGCCACGCUCUGGGCUGGGCACCGACCUCAUCCAGCCCGGCCCUGGGGCUCACCAAGGCACAACCAGCCCUGGCAGGGGCUGCAGGAUGGGCAGAGGGAGUGAACCCAGAGUUUCCCCUGGCAGAACCAGCCCUGGGAGUGAACCCGGAGUUCUCCCUGGCAGAACCAGCCCUGGGAAUGAACCCGGGGUUACCCCUGGCAGAGCCAGCCCUGGGGGUGAACCCGGGGUUACCCCUGGCAGAACCAGCCCUGGGAGUGAACCCGGGGUUACCCCUGGCAGAACCAGCCCUUGCCAGGACAGGAAGGGGUGGCACUGCCCACCCAGCACGGUCUGACCACCGGGGCAGCUGGAACUGCCCCAGCCAACGCCACCCCUGCUCUCCCCCUUGCAGCAUGACGGAGAAGGAGGUGCCAGAGCCGCCGGCUUCACCUGCUUCAGGUGGGAAACCCAAGAGCCGGGUAAGUGGGUGCCCACGGGGCAGUUUGGGUGGGUGGGCGAAGCCCCCCUCUCUAUCAUCAUCCUGCCGCAGCCCCAGGAGGAUUUGGGAGGCCGGGGGUGCCUGGUGGGACCCUGAUCCAGCCGGGUGUUGGGUGGGCAUUUCCCAGCUUGGCAUUUCCCUGGCGUGCCCAGGGUGCUCAGGAGCCACAGCUUCCAUUUUUUUGUGGAGACUUCACGGGACUGGGAGGAGGAUCCCCAUCUCCAGAGCCUUCCCGGAGUCUCCUCCCGCUCGUGGAGGGGGUCGCUGGGGCGAGGAGCUGGGCUCGGGGUGUCUGCCGUCCUUCCUCCCCGCACUGCCACACACCGGCCGCCCCCUCCUGCCCCCGCAGCUGCAGAAGCUGAAGCAACUUUUCCAGCGAAAACCCAAAGAGGAGCCGGCGCAGGAGCCACAGCCCAACGGGGAGCUGGUCAGCCCCUCGGGGGGACCCAUCUACUACAUCUAUGAGGAUGAUGAAGAGGAGGAAGAGGAGGAGGAGCCCGAGCCCCCUCCCGAACCGGAGAAACUCGUUAACGACAAACCCCACAAGUUCAAAGACCAUUACUUCAAAAAGCCCAAAUUUUGCGAUGUUUGUGCCCGCAUGAUCGUCCUCAACAACAAAUUUGGCCUGAGGUGCAAGAACUGCAAAACCAACAUCCACCACCACUGCCAGUCCUACGUGGAGAUGCAGCGCUGCUUCGGCAAGAUCCCUCCCGGGUUCCGGCGGGCGUACAGCUCCCCCCUCUACAGCGACCAGCAGUUCGCCGGCACCAAGGACCAGCUCGCAAACAGGAGCGACCCCGUGUUCGAGACGCUGCGGACCGGAGUGAUCAUGGCCAACAAGGAGCGCAAGAAGGGCCAGGACGACAAGAAGAACCCCUUGGCUGCGAUGAUGGACGAGGAGUCGGAGGCCGCGAAGCCGGUGGGGAGCAAAGCUGAGGGUGGUGCCGCCGAGGGGGACAAGAAGGCUGAGAAGAGCCCAGCAGAUGACAAGAGCAAGAAGCCACAGCCAGGGGGGUUCCUGCAGUCCCACUAUUUCGUGGCACUUUAUCGCUUCAAAGCCCUGGAGAAGGACGACCUGGACUUCCCGCCGGGGGAGAAGAUCACGGUGGUCGAUGACUCCAACGAGGAGUGGUGGCGGGGGAAGAUCGGGGAGAAAGUCGGGUAUUUCCCCCCCAACUUCAUCAUCCGGGUGCGGGCAGGCGAGCGGGUGCACAAGGUCACGCGUUCCUUCGUGGGCAACCGGGAAAUCGGGCAGAUCACGCUCAAAAAGGAUCAGAUCGUGGUGCAGAAGGGGGAGGAGGUGAACGGUUACGUCAAAGUCUUCACGGGCCGCAAAGUGGGGCUGUUCCCUGUGGACUUCCUGGAGGAGAUCUGAGGGGGGCUGCGGGGCUGGGG